Molecule: messenger RNA, 8116 nt
Organism: Schistosoma margrebowiei
Lineage: Eukaryota; Metazoa; Platyhelminthes; Trematoda; Strigeidida; Schistosomatidae
Source: the annotation of a GenBank genome assembly
AUUAGAAUGAUUGUCUAUUGAAAGUUUAUCUACGUUAUCGGAUUAUUUUUGAGUUUAGUUUCAGAAAUGCAUAACGUAAUAGGAAAAAUUUAUACAAAUUAUAUAUAUAUUAUUCUGUUAAUAUUAUUAUAUGAUGUUCAAAAUGGGUUAACUCAACUAAAUCCAUAUUUUCAAUUCAUACCACAAAAUGAUAAUUUACAUACUAAAAUAUAUGAUUAUUCAAAAGGAUUUGAUGAAGAUCAUUUCACCUAUGAAUUACAAUAUCCGAUUCCAAUAUAUGAAACACUAAUUAAAAAAAUCAAUAUCCGUAAAAAUGGUCUCCUAGCACUAGAUAGCAUUUCUGAUGAUAAUUUGCCACCAAAUUAUCCUGUCAACACGAGUAUCACAAAUCAACGAUUACAAGAUUUUGAUGGACGAUAUUUAAGCAUUUUCAGUUCAGUGAAUGAUGGAAAACGUGGAAGAAUUAGUGUCACGGAAAUUGAUUUACUAUCACCUUCAAAACUACCAUGUGUAGAGAGAAUGCAAAUAGAUCGUCUAAUAAAGUUUAUACAUUUAUCAUAUAUCGAAGAAUCUGAAUUAAAAGCUCAGUAUAUUGUACAUAUACUGUGGGAAAACAUGACAAACGCUUACCUAAUCAACCAGAAAGCUAACACGUAUGGAAUGAUAAUAAUUUCUAAUGGAAUAUGUUCUUACGCUUUCAUGCAAUACAUAAAAAUUGAAUGGAAUGAAAAUGAUGUCGCAGAGAAUCUAGCUUUACCACCUGAAUCUGGUAUAUUUAUGAGACCUUUUGGAGGUUAUCAGUUGCCAAGAAGUUCUCAAGCUGUAGAACCAAAUAUAUGGUUAACUGAAACAAACAUAGCCCUACAUGGAGAAUGGCUUGUUCCUUUAUACAAAUCGGAAAAUAUAGCUAAAAUAAAUGUUAAGAAUUUAAGUGCAGUUGCCAGUGAAUUUGUUGCAUCUUUGACAAGUGUUUGUGAGGGUUCACUUCAUUCACGUAAAUCAAAUAACGAAACACCAUCUGAUACGGUCGUAAUUAAAAAUGUGAACAUUGACAAUACAUCAGAAGAGCCGAUUGCUAGAACACAGAGUUUUAAAAGAGCUUUGGAAAGCCUUGAAAAUUAUGACCUUAACGUCUCAGCAAAUGACUAUAGUUAUGGAAUGACCGAAAAUGUACCGAAAGCUGCAUGGAAUAUCCUAAGAGAUGAAACUGAAUUCUCAGGUGUUGAUCCAAUUGAUCAAAAUGAAAUGAAUAUUCUACCAGAGAAUGAAACUGCAAAUAACUUUUAUCAUGAGAGUAAUCAACGUGUUGUUGAUAAUGAAGAGUACACACCCACAGACACAAUUACCACACAAACUUACUAUCCUUUGGGUCGAUAUGAUGGAGAUGAGGAAAGGCAGGAGAUACAUGAACCUCUUAUUGUGCCAGUCACUAUACACCCGUUGGGUGAUGAAGAUGAUGGUGAAGAAGAUAUAAUCGAUAAUAAGGAAGAAUACAAAUCCGUGAAUGAAACGUUUUCAAACAGUUUGGUGAAAUGUGAUGCUGUUAGUGAAUGUAGUAGUCAUAACACAGAAUGCUAUCGAGUUGACAACGCUGCCUGCUGUGUAUGCAGUGAUGGAUUUUACGGUGCAGGAGAUGCCAAGUGUUGGUCCGAAGUCAAUGAUCAUAAAUUUUCUUUUUCUGGUUCCUUAACCACACGCUUUGGUAUUGAGAAUACCAGUUCACCUCUGCUUAUCUAUCUGGAUAUUCAACAUGGUUCACUAAGACGCAGUUCUAGCGGAAUCCGUGGUGGCCGAACAAACGACAGAAUAUAUUCAACUAUGCGUUUAAUUACACCUGUAUUCCAUAUUUUAAAUUCCAUGGUUUCUAGUCCUUGUGAAAAUAUUCCAAAACGUGAACGUGUUUAUAAUCUUUUCACGUUAGGAAAUGGAUUACAACGUCCUUUCAAGGUGUUAUUCCAGUUUGAUAUUGAAAGAGUUGGGAAAUUUACAAUUCAAGCCGUACUUGAGCUACACGAUUUCACAACAGGAGCAUAUGCCAAUGGUGUAAUACAAUUAGAGGCGUUCAGUACAGAAAGUUUAAACCUACUCGAUCAGUCUUAUAUAGAGGCAUACAGUGCUUCUGAUAAGCCAGAUAAGACGUAUUACGCCAAUUAUAAAAUUGAUGAUCAUGGCCGUGUUGUAUUUCCAGAGCAAACUGUUAAAUUUAUUGUUGAGCAUCGUGACUCAAACGAAAUAAGUAAUUUUCCUGAAGAAAUUAAUGUACACUGGUCUGCUGUUGCUGAGUCAGAAAGUUGCUUGCUCAAACAAGUCAGCUCUAUACCUAAGAAUAAAUCGUAUUAUAUUCGUCUCAAAGAUCGUGGUUACUGUAGUGAGGAUUGUUCAUCACCAGAUGGCACAUGUAAUUUAUUCUGUGUAGACGAACCUUUAUUAUUAGCUACAGAACCAAGUCCUUGUGACUGUGUAACGUGUGAUCGUCAUGGUGAAGUGUGUCGACCAGAGGGCGCGAGUUAUAGAUGUGAAUGUGGUCAGGGCUUGAAGUUAAUGCCUGACAACACAUGUCAAGCUACUUCAUUGGUAGAUGUAACUAACUAUCUCGGUGUACAGUGUGGUUCUGUCAAUUGUCAUACCCAUGCUCGUUGUAUUGAUCCAAAUCAAGCGUUUUGUCAAUGCUUACCUGGCUACAGAGGAGAUGGUGUUAGCCAUUGUGAAAGUGAUCCAUGUUCUAAAUGUCGUCGUAAUGAGAUUUGUGAAAAUGGUAUAUGUAUAGCAAGUGGUGUUGAUCUAUGCGAAGGGAUUCAGUGUGGAGAACAAGCGUUCUGUCAAGAUGGUGCUUGCGUUUGUACACCAGGUUAUACUGGCGACCCAGUUGUCAAAUGUUAUGAAGAAAGAGAUCGAUGUUUUCAAGUACGUUGUCAUCCAAAUGCACAAUGUUAUAAUAACGAAUGUCAUUGUGUAGAAGGUUUUCAAGGUGAUGGGUAUUAUGAUUGUAAGCCUGUCGUUUACGAUCCAUGCUCUGAAGUUAGGUGUCAUCCAUAUGCUAAAUGCAGAAAUGGUAACUGUGAGUGUCUACCUGACUAUUAUGGUGAUGGUUAUCAUGUUUGUAAACCACGUAAUUACGAUCCAUGUGAUUAUGUUCAAUGUCACCAGUAUGGAUAUUGUAUUAAUGGUAGCUGUCAGUGUCGCACUGGAUUCGAAGGAAAUGGUUACUACGACUGUCGCCGUAUUCAAGUAGAUCCUUGUUCUCAUGUACAAUGUCAUUAUGAUGCCACAUGUCACAAUGGUGUUUGUACAUGUAAAGAUGGUUAUAUUGGUGAUGGUUAUAGAGAGUGUAGACCUAGAGAAACCGAUUUAUGUCAUCACAUUCAAUGUCAUCCAUAUGCACAGUGUGAAAAUGGACAGUGUUAUUGUAUUGAAGGUUAUAUUGGUGACGGAUAUUACGAUUGUCAUGUAAGAGAUCCUUGCACUGGUGUAAAAUGUCAUCAAUAUGGAGAGUGCAUCAGUGGACGAUGUCAUUGUCUUAGAGGAUACGAAGGUGAUGGGUAUUAUGAUUGUAGGCAAACAGUUACUGAUCCAUGUUCAAAUGUUCAAUGUCAUCCUAAUGGUUAUUGUAAAAAUGGACGUUGUUUAUGUUUAAACGGUUAUGAAGGUGAUGGUUAUUAUGAAUGUCGUCCAGUUCAUAAUGAUCCUUGUAUAGGAGUACAGUGUCAUUCUAAAGCAGAAUGUCAAAAUGGUUACUGUCGUUGCCUGAAUGGCUACGAAGGGGAUGGUUUUCAUUAUUGUUAUGUAAUGCAAGAUGAUCCGUGUUCUAGUAUGAGGUGUCAUAUAAACGCUAAAUGCUUUGAUGGUGAAUGCCGAUGUUUGGACGGCUAUCAGGGAGAUGGAAAACAUUAUUGUGAUCCUAUUCAGCAGGACCAGUGUCAAAAUAUUCGUUGUCAUGAGUUUGCAAACUGUCAAAAUGGUAGAUGUCAAUGUAAUGCAGGUUAUGAAGGAGAUGGUUACUGGGAAUGUAAAUCCAUAAAAAGUGAUCCGUGUUCUAGUAUGAGGUGUCAUAUAAACGCUAAAUGCUUUGAUGGUGAAUGCCGAUGUUUGGACGGCUAUCAGGGAGAUGGAAAACAUUAUUGUGAUCCUAUUCAGCAGGACCAGUGUCAAAAUAUUCGUUGUCAUGAGUUUGCAAACUGUCAAAAUGGUAGAUGUCAAUGUAAUGCAGGUUAUGAAGGAGAUGGUUACUGGGAAUGUAAAUCCAUAAAAAGUGAUCCGUGUUCUAGUAUGAGGUGUCAUAUAAACGCUAAAUGCUUUGAUGGUGAAUGCCGAUGUUUGGACGGCUAUCAGGGAGAUGGAAAACAUUAUUGUGAUCCUAUUCAGCAGGACCAGUGUCAAAAUAUUCGUUGUCAUGAGUUUGCAAACUGUCAAAAUGGUAGAUGUCAAUGUAAUGCAGGUUAUGAAGGAGAUGGUUACUGGGAAUGUAAAUCCAUAAAAAGUGAUCCGUGUUCUAGUAUGAGGUGUCAUAUAAACGCUAAAUGCUUUGAUGGUGAAUGCCGAUGUUUGGACGGCUAUCAGGGAGAUGGAAAACAUUAUUGUGAUCCUAUUCAGCAGGACCAGUGUCAAAAUAUUCGUUGUCAUGAGUUUGCAAACUGUCAAAAUGGUAGAUGUCAAUGUAAUGCAGGUUAUGAAGGAGAUGGUUACUGGGAAUGUAAAUCCAUAAAAAGUGAUCCGUGUUCUAGUAUGAGAUGUCAUAUAAACGCUAAAUGCUUUGAUGGUGAAUGCCGAUGUUUGGACGGCUAUCAGGGAGAUGGAAAACAUUAUUGUGAUCCUAUUCAGCAGGACCAGUGUCAAAAUAUUCGUUGUCAUGAGUUUGCAAACUGUCAAAAUGGUAGAUGUCAAUGUAAUGCAGGUUAUGAAGGAGAUGGUUACUGGGAAUGUAAAUCCAUAAAAAGUGACCUUUGCAAAUAUGUUCGAUGUCAUGAAAAUGCAAAAUGCAAUGAACAAGGUAAAUGUCAGUGUCUUGAUGGUUAUUCGGGAGAUGGAUACUAUGAAUGUCAGAAAAGUUCACAAGAGUUAUGCGCUGGUGUUCAAUGUCAUCGUUUUGGUCAAUGUUAUGAAAAUCGAUGCUACUGUAGUCAUGGAUACGUUGGGGAUGGGGUUAACUUUUGUGAUGCACGUGCAAACGAUCCAUGUGAUGGCGUUCGUUGUGCUGCUAAUGGACGUUGCCAAGAUGGUCGAUGCGUAUGUGAUCCUGGUUAUACAGGAGAUGGCUACAAUGAAUGUCGAGAAGCUGAGGGUGUGAAAUUAUGUGGUAAUGUACAAUGUCAUCAAUAUGCUACAUGUGAUAGAGGACAGUGUCGUUGUGUUACUGGUUAUGAUGGUGAUGGUUAUUCAGAUUGCCGACCAGUUACAGAAGAUAAGUGCUCACGAAUGAGAUGUCAUCCAGAUGCUCAGUGUACUGAUGGUUACUGUUUCUGUCCUACUGGUUUCGAGGGAGACGGAUAUUAUGAGUGUAAACGAAUUACUCAAGAUCGCUGUGCAAAUGUUCGGUGUCAUGAAAAUGCUAAAUGUGACGACGGGUAUUGUCGUUGCAAAGAAGGUUUUGAGGGUGAUGGCUACAGUGAGUGUAGACGUAAAAGUGAAGAUAGAGAUCCAUGUGCACGUAUUCGCUGUCAUCCCCAAGCUCAGUGUGAGUAUGGGUUUUGCCGCUGUAAAAAUGGUUAUAAAGGUGAUGGCUAUUGGAAUUGUCAACCUAUACAAAGUGAUCUAUGUCGGGCAGAACAAUGCCAUCAGUUCGCUAGAUGUGUUGAAGGUCAAUGCCGCUGUUUGGAUGGAUACGAAGGAGAUGGCUAUCAGAUGUGUAAUAUAAUACCCGGAGCAACUUCAGCAGAUUGUGGUAAUUGCAAUGGUAUACCUUUCAAAGAAAUAGCUCAGUGUGUUGGUGGACGAUGUGUUUGUGCUCGUGGAUUUAUUGAAGUUCAGGCAGGUGUCUGUAUGGAAUGUGUGCAAGACAAUUGUCAUCAGGAUGCCGUCUGUCGACCGGAUGACAGAUUUAAUGGCGCCUAUUCAUGUCAUUGUAAAUCUGGUUUUACUGGAGAUGGAGUAUCUGUCUGCAAGCCUGAAAGUGUAGGUAGAGAAGAUGCCACAUCAUCACAAGCCAUUGAUCCUACGUGCGGUGGAGGCUGUAGGAUACGAAAUGCGGAAUGUGAUCGAUAUACUGGAACAUGUAAAUGUCGAUCAGGUUAUGAUGGAGAUGGAGAGAGGGGUUGCUACUGGAAUUGUAAGCUGUGUCAUCCGAGUGCUAUUUGUGAUCGUGAAAAUGAAAGAUGCAUUUGUCCAUCUGGUUAUCGUGGAGAUGGACAAACAUUUUGUGAACAAAUUCCAGUUAGGCAAGAUUCUAUAAAAGUUCGAAUAAUGGGAGAAGGAGAAGUAAUGCAUAUUACAGAUAUAUCUCAUCCGCUUGAAUUAAGAUGUUUCGUAACUGGAAGCGAUCAGUCAUAUUCCGGUCAGUGGAUUCAACCACAUUCUGCUCAAGAACCGAUAGUGACUAAAACUAGACAACAAGAUGGCUAUGAAAUUUCCCUGCGUAUAAAUCAACCUACAAUAACUGAUAGUGGAAGGUAUGAGUGCCGUGCAGGGAAUGUUGCUGCUUUCAUAGAUGUAAAUGUGGAAGAAUCAGCAAUUCCAUUCACUGUGCUACUUACAAGUGAUGAUGGAAUUUUAAUGACACAAUCUACCGAUUCAAAUGUAACCAAAGCUACUCUAUGGAAUAUUGCUGAAAAUAACAAAUAUGGACGUGUCUCCAUGGUUGGUGAUUGUAAUAGUCAACGAAUUAUAUAUACAUCUGAUUAUGGUCAUACUAUCCGAUGGGGUAAUUCAAACUCUGGACAAAAUAAAUUGGUGACAAAAGAAAUAUACACUUCACAAAUUAACCGAUUUCGCAAUUUGGCGGUAGAUUCAUUGUCUGGAAAUGUGUUUGCCUGGGAAGAGGCCUUUGGAAAAAUUAUGGUAUUCAAUCCAAAUAAACCAAAUAUUCAUUAUACACUUGAAAGUUUACAUAGCCUAACUUCAUCUGAACAACAGAAUUUCGCUGGGCUAGCUUUGCACUCCACAUUAGGUCUAAUGUACUGGGCAAUAUACACAGACGGUUGGAGACCGAAUGGUACAAUCCAAGUGGCUUCAAUGUCUGGUGAAAAUGAGGAGCAAUUAUUACAACUAACUGGUGAACCAUUGGCAAUUAGUAUAUCACCAGCAACGCCAGUUAAUGGUAAUUCCGCUGGAAAAUUAUGCUGGAUGCAAAGAUCUUCUAAAGGAAUGUUUGGAUUAGUCACGGAACUACAUUGUGCACGAUUAGGUCAAACAGGAAGAGAGAUAUUAACCAAUGAAAAGAUAAGAGAAUUUAGUCCUUCUGAAGAACCAUCUUUUGGUAUGACACAAUAUAAAGGAACAUUAUUGUGGACAGAUGCUUCAAAGACAGUCUAUUACUCUAUCAAUCCUGAUCGCCGAAUACGUGUCCGUUAUGUCUGUUGUUCGAAUCGUUUCCAAGCUAUAUCAGUAUUAGGUGAUUGUCCACAAGCUUCAACUAAUCCAUGCACUUAUUCUAAUGGACGAUGUCGUUAUAUAUGUUUACCAAAUGAUGGUGGUAGAUCACGUACAUGUGUAUGUCCUGAUAAUGAACCUGGAUGUCAUAAAGAAAUGUGAAAAAAUGUAUCAGUUAUAAUUUAAUAAAAUGAUAAAUUCAUUUUAUCCCAGUUCAUAUUUUUCAACUUUACAUUAACUUAAUUAUUUAUAUUACUGAUUUGUUAAAAGAAAAAAAUUAAAUUUUCCUUCAAUAAAAAUAUUGUUUUAUUUAGGAAAGCUUUAUUCUUGAAAUAUCAAUCUUUCUUUUUUUUUUGUAUUACAUUUUAAUUAUAUUUGCAUGUUGUAUUUUAUUUUACUUAUCUAUGUGAAUUUGAAGAGUUACAAUUGAAAUAGGUUAUAUAUUAUCUAAUUAAUCUCAUUCGUCAACCUAAAAACUGAUACACAUGAACUGAAUAAUUUUCAUAGAAUUAGUUUGUUUUUGUGUGUGUAUGUGUGUGUGUAAUAUUUAAACUUUGAUGUUACUAUAUCCCAAUAAAUUAUAUUCAAUACUGAA